AUGGACGAUCAACCAAGAGUCACCGCCGACCCUUCUAUAAAUGCAAAGGCUGCACGAUCGCAUCUCCGCAGCAAUAGCACAUUACUAGCCCGGGAUAUUACCGUCAGUGGUAGAAGGGGCCCUUCCCGGCGUCGGCGAUCAACGAUACCUUCUACACCACUCACGCUCGAGAGGAUUCCUGCUUCCAAUUACCCGAUACGCCGACGCUCCAGCACAAAGUCGACGAAGUUACGGGCCGAGGCACAGGAUACCGACAUGUUUUCCCCCGAAGCUACUUCAUCGGAGUCAGUUACUCCCCGGCUGACGCAAAAGACCGGUCGACCAAGUAAGGCGAAGAAGGGAUUGAAGGUGCAUGGCUGCAGCUAUUCAGGCUGCAACAAGGUCUUCUCUCGCGCGGAGCACCUAAGGCGUCACCAAAAGAACCACGAAGAAAGCCCCGCAAUAUGCAAAUAUUCAGGCUGCGGAAAAACAUUUUUCAGAGAAGAUCUUCUUCGUCGUCAUGAACAUCGACACUUCCUCCAACAGCAGUCUCAGUCCGGCGAUGGUCUCGAGCCUGCAAUGACUGCCUCGCCUGGCCCACCCAACUCGUCCGUGAUUACAGUACCAUAUGUUGCAGAUGCAAUUGAACCAGGGCACGGCGGACAAAUUCUGCCUCUAACUACCGAAAAUACAGCGGUCGAAGCGACAAUGGCACCGGCCAGCUAUUCUCUGCAGCCGGCUGAGCCGCUGUCGGAAUCAUUCCCAACGCCUGCUUUCCCCGGCUCGACGGUAACAUACGAAGCUGGCAACCCGUCUUGGUAUGGAAUGCCAUGGCUGCAGGGGAUGUCUGGCAAUUGCCCAAACGGUAACCCUUAUGCUGCUCUGCAUGGAACUAUGAGCCUCGGCACCGAUUUAAACCAACAGUAUCUUGGUUACUCCGUUACUCGCCGCUCCUCUGCUGGUUCCGCCAGCAGUCUGCUCUAUCAACCGUCUUCAGUGAACUCGCCCUCAUCAGUUGCGUCGACCCUUAAAACUUGCAAUGAAACAGAACCUACAACGCCAUUACAACAUGGGACUCUCGGCCCCAUUGUGGGGGAUUAUAAUGGACCUGUGGGUAUCCUGCACUCUGGAGUAGCGUCUCCCGAUUUUCGUGCUCAACGAUUUUCAGACUCCCCCCGAGGGCUGCCAAUUUCUCGCCGCUCCAAUGAUGACGGACGCGUUCUACGAGGAAAACCUCCUAGACCAGCAGAAUCUGUUAUGGACUCGCCUCGCCUCGCCAUUCAGCCUGCCGGUCUAGACGUAUUCAUUCAGGCAUAUUGGGAUGUCGUACAUAUAAUGCUUCCAAUCGUCCAUCGUGUCACAUUUUCGCCACUGAAAGCUCCGCCGCAACUUGUUCAAUUGCUGCAAGCAGUUGGUAGCCAGUUUCUCGAGACCUCGACGGGUACAAUAGGCAUUCAGCGUAUUGGUCAGAUAUUGGAAACCGUUCAGCAAAAGUUAUUUUCUGACCGUCGAAGACUUUUCGUCGACCCUCUGGCGGCAAUACGGUCUCUCCCUUUUCCAGCCAAUUCGCAGGCACUUCAACAAGCAUGGCAUAUUUGGAUUCACAAUGAGACAUGGCGCAGAAUAUACCUCGCAGCAUUUAUCCUUUCGAAUGAGCAUCGCAUCUUCUUUCAAGCAGACUCCACUUUGUCACCCUCUCUUAUGCAAGGCGCCCCAUACAUUCCAUUACCGUGCUCUCAUAGACUGUGGGAAUGUAAAUCAGCCUCUGAAUGGGAACAAGUUGCCCGAAACGAGCUCUCGCUGCAACUUGGCCCGGCUGCAGCGCUUGCGACUCGCCAGCAAAUGCUCAUUGAUGAUUUCCAAGCUCACUCAUUAAUAUCUUAUUUCGCCUCAUCUGUGCUAUCAAGAACACCAGCAUCGCAGCCUGCGCUGUCAGAUCUAAUACAUCUCGGAAACACACUUUAUUCCCCGCUUUCUACCAGGAAUUCCAACACCAUACUUUUGUACGAAGCCACGCUCAUGGCUCUUCACAUUCCCCUCGCCGACCUUCUUGCCAUCAACGGUGAAAGCUGGACAUUUGGAGGCAAACUUGAAAGCCGAGCCGCCUUUGAGAGCACGAAACUUCGACUUCGCAAUUGGGCUACCUCUGCUGUCGCAGCCACCGCUUUGUUUCAUGCUGUACGCGUCCUUCGGAUCAUAUAUACCUCGCAGCAAACUUCUCCUGGUUCUGUCAGCGAUGGAAGGCCUCCUCGAGCCAAUGGCCUUCGGAAAGAGUGGACAAUUUACCUCGCAGCACUAGUUUGCUGGGCAUGCAGUCACGUCUCUCGCCCACCGGGCCCAACGGUGGUGACAGUCACGAGUGUGCAUUCAGACUCGAAUCUGCUCCCCGCAGCGACUACGUCUCAUGCCAUUGCCCAUGCCAGCCCUUCCGCUGUCUCAUCCGGCAUUCUCCACUUUAGACGCGACUCAGAGGAUGGCGCCCUUCAAACGUAUCUCCACGAAACAAGCACCAUUGCCAAUCCGUCUGAGCUGUACCCUCCAAACCAGCAGCAACUUGGCGACAUAUUUCGAUUUGCACUAGUACAACUUACUGCUCCCGGACUGGGUGAUGCUGGUCUUUACAAACAAGCAAGUGCCGUGCUUCAGAAGCUGUACGAAGGAAGCUUCGCAACAGCCUAUUGUUAA
This is a messenger RNA of Xylona heveae TC161, 2664 nucleotides long. RefSeq lists its product as hypothetical. The record is from RefSeq and is a predicted model, not a curated record. The transcript is spliced from 5 exons. Lineage: Eukaryota; Fungi; Ascomycota; Xylonomycetes; Xylonales; Xylonaceae. Bases 1 to 2664 code for a protein of 887 amino acids. Gene Ontology annotation, biological process: regulation of transcription by RNA polymerase II. Gene Ontology annotation, cellular component: chromatin. Gene Ontology annotation, molecular function: RNA polymerase II cis-regulatory region sequence-specific DNA binding; DNA-binding transcription factor activity, RNA polymerase II-specific.